AUGCCGCCGGGCAAGCAGGAAGUCCAACUAGGAGAUUCUUGGGUAGUCGAGGGCGAAGACGAAAACGAGGAUCCAUCGUAUUCACCUCAAGACGAUGAAUACAAGCCGCCACCGCCGCGAAGAUCAUCCAGGCGAGGAACUACAUCGCCGGAGUCCGAACUGGUCAUCCCGUCGGUGGACUUCAACUCGAUGGAUGGGUCCUGGGCAGAUACGAAAAGCAGAAGUACGACGAGGGCGAGGGCGAAGCAGUCCGCAGAAAGAGUCUUGGGAACAAGAAGAAGGAACGAGCGUGUGGGUAACGGAAGUCUCGUGAAGCGACCAGCAGCAAAGACUGCCACGAAAGAACAUCCGCCCACGACCCUCAUAGACAGAAGCAGCAGCAGCAACAACAACAUAAACAGUACCAAUCUACAGGAUAUUGUUGAUGUUGGCGCUGAACACCUUACCGCAGUCAUGUCAUGGCUCUUGGAUGUCUUCACCGGCGCUCUAAAAGUCCUCAAGAAACCCCUCUCAUAUUUCCUCGCCAUAUGGCUACUCUUUGGGAUCCUCAUCACUGUACGAAAUCUGGUUACGAACUCCAUCUAUGCGUCCAUGUCACCUCUUUGCAGAAUACCUGGAUCUUCUUUCCUGAACCUCCCGUUCUGCCCGGUCCACCUGACCGACAGCAGUCACGGAGCGACACCAGAGUUCAAUGACUUAAUGUCAGUCCAGGCCAAGUUCGAGGAGGUCCUAGAAGAGAGCGCUGGUGGAGUCUCCUUACCGCUAGACAUGAAGCGAGGCGAGGCAUCUAUCCGAGACCUACGUCAACUGGUCCGCUAUAGCCAGCUCCAAUCCAAAAAUGAACUCGUUCUAGAAUUCGAUGGCUUCAUUGAAACCUCUCGCAUUGCAUCGUACGACCUUCAAAAAUUCAACAGCCACGUGGGCCGAGCUGUCGACGGCGUUAUCGCGACGACUCGAUGGACGACAAGAGUCCUUGACGGGAUCCAAGAGCGAGAUGGCUCAAGAGGCUCAAUCAGCGCCUUCGUCAACGAGAAACUGCUUGCUCCCUUUCAGCCCGUCAAAUUUACUGAAAGGAUUUUGCUGGAUCAAUAUGUCCAACACACCCGCAUCGUAGAAGAGGAAAUUAACAACCUCAUCGCCGAGGCCCAGGCCGUCCUCAUGGUUCUCACAAAUCUCGAAGACCGUUUAGACGUGAUCCAUGGCAUCGCUAUCAGAGACAACGUGCACACUAAAGCCCUCAAAGAAGAGAUUCUCUCGGAGCUGUGGACCAUGGUCGGUGGUAAUCGCGGCAAAAUCAAUAAAAUGGACCGCAAACUUGACUUGCUGAAGCAGGUCGGAAUUUACCGCAAGACGGCCUAUGCCCACGUCUCAGGGACGAUUAUUAGACUGCAGGCCAUGGGCGCUGGGCUAGAAGACUUGCGCGAGAGAGUAGGGAGCCCGGAGUUAUUGAGAGAUAGGAUAGAUAUUCCGCUGGAGGUGCAUCUUGAGAGUAUCAUGAAGGGAGUUGAGAGACUGGAGGAGAGCCGGUUGAAGGCGAGGAAAUUAGAGGAUAAGCAUAUUAGGCGGACCUUGGAGAGGGGAAGACUCGAGGGUACGAUGAUCGAUGGUUGA
This is a messenger RNA of Drepanopeziza brunnea f. sp. 'multigermtubi' MB_m1, 1611 nucleotides long. RefSeq lists its product as uncharacterized. Lineage: Eukaryota; Fungi; Ascomycota; Leotiomycetes; Helotiales; Drepanopezizaceae. The record is from RefSeq and is a predicted model, not a curated record.